CAUCUCUAUUAUUAUACGUGGCUUUAUUCAGGUUAUAGUUUUUCCCCUGUAACCAAGUCAUGGCCACCCCACUAAAGAAGGGGUGAUUUCAGCACUGCAGAAAUCCAGCCUGAAAGUCUGCUCAGAUGAGAAUGUCCCUGGCACAGAGAGUGCUGCUGACGUGGUUCUUCACAUUGCUGUUUCUGAUCUUGCUGGUACUAAAACUCUAUCAAAAAGCUCUUGUGAAGUGGUUUCUUAUUUUCAUCCCAAAAUGGGCUCUUGAUGUCAUACUACUAGUCAUGUUGACUGUAAGCAUGGUCGGUCACUGUAAAUCCGGCUAUGACCAUAGGAAUGGUUCGCAGAAUAUGAAGAGAAAAAUGUGGUACCUGAUGGCUAUGCUGCUAAAUAUAGCAUUUUGUUCAACUCUUUGUGCAAUGCUGGAAAAGCAUGUCAACCUGAAAUUUACUUUUGCUUUCAUUCCACUCUGGGCACGGUUGAUUGGAGGGAUGUUUGAACUUGGGUAUAGUAUAUUUUGCAGCAAUCUAACUCCAAAUUGUCCUUUAUCUCAAGUAGUACACUUGAUAUUUCCAAAGAAUUUCAGCCACUCUUGCACUAGACAUGUUCAUCAGGAGAAAAAGUUAAAACCACGUUUGAGAGAGUGGUUAGAUUUUCACAAGACAUUUUAAAGCAGCUUUGUUUGAACAACCGCGUUUUGAAUGUGUGAUUUGUUUUUGUUUUUUUCUUC
This is a messenger RNA of Protopterus annectens (West African lungfish), 724 nucleotides long. RefSeq names its product transmembrane protein 60-like. NCBI's taxonomy places the organism in Eukaryota, Metazoa, Chordata, Ceratodontiformes, Protopteridae. The record is from RefSeq and is a predicted model, not a curated record. The transcript has a single exon. The coding region runs from base 126 to 665 and encodes 179 amino acids.